This is a messenger RNA of Glossina fuscipes, 5775 nucleotides long. RefSeq names its product cadherin-23 (gene Cad74A). Gene Ontology annotation, cellular component: plasma membrane. The transcript has 7 exons. Lineage: Eukaryota; Metazoa; Arthropoda; Insecta; Diptera; Glossinidae. Gene Ontology annotation, molecular function: calcium ion binding. The coding region runs from base 161 to 5653 and encodes 1830 amino acids. The record is from RefSeq and is a predicted model, not a curated record. Gene Ontology annotation, biological process: homophilic cell-cell adhesion.
UGCAAAUGUCGUUAUAUAAAAAGUGCGUUUUGUUUAACUGCUUUUGAGUGUGCAUGUGUGUUUUUCUGUCUGUCUGUGUAUGUGUGUGUGUGUGUGUGUGUGUGUGUGUGUGUGUGCGUAUACGUAACUUAAGAAAGAGAAGAAAAGAAUUGCAAAAGCAAUGUGGCACUCAAUGCGGAAUUUGGUGCAAAUUUUGCAACAGUUAUUUUUAAUAUUGUGUUUAAUGUUAUAUUCGGCAUACAAUGCAAAAUCUCAACAUGUCAAUCAACUUCCACAUUUCAUGGAAGGCGGAGAUAUGGCUCAUUUCAGCUUAGCAGAAAAUGUGGCUAUCGGUAGUCCAGUGUAUCAAUUAAAAGGCGUGGAUCCCAAGGGCACUGCUGUAAAAUAUAGUAUAUCUGGACCAGUGUUCUCGGUUGAUCGUCAUACUGGUGUGGUACGCUUACGUCAAGAAUUGGAUCGUGAAACUCAAGACACUAUCGAAGUAAUAAUCAGCUUGACCGACGAAGGUCUCUAUGGAAAUGAACCCCACACAAUCUCAUUGAGACGUGAGAUACCAGUACGCGAUUAUAAUGACAACCAGCCAAUAUUUAUGACGCGGCCAUAUUUGGCGAAUAUUUCUGAAUUGUUGGAAGUAAAUUCAGAAUUGGACAUAAAACCCUCCAUAAUUGUUGUGGAUCACGAUACCGAUCGAAAUGCGGAGGUUACUAUUAAGUGUGUGCAAGAGAACGAUAUUUGUGAUACUUUUAAUGUUACCGCCGAGGAGAUUUCACCUGGUAACUACACAGCCCAUGUAUUUCUAAGGAAGCCCCUUGAUUUUGAACGGCGCCCCAAUUAUAUUAUGACCAUAUCUGCUUCAGAUGGCUCUCUAGAAAAUCCUUUAACCUCAUAUGCUACCAUUUCGAUAUCCUUGAUAGACGUUCAAGAUCAGUCACCUGUGUUUAUCAAUGCGCCAUAUUCCGCAACAAUCGAUGAAAAUACUGCCCCAGGAACUAGCGUGUUAAACGUUGCUGCUAUUGACGGAGACGUGGGAAUUCCCCGCGAUGUUAUCUUAUCUUUGGAAGAUGAAGUAUUUGGAUAUUUUACUUUAAUACCCUUCGGAGACCCUAUCGAGGGUACUGCCGUGUUGGCAACUACUAAUAUAUCUUUGGAUCGUGAAAAUUCGCGUAUUUUGCAAAACGCAGGCGUUUAUGUUUUCUCAGUGCGGGCUACGGAAUUAAUUGACGGCUUCAUGCCAGCAGACAGCUCUACCACUCAGAUCACAAUAGUUGUUAAUGACAUUGAUGAUCAUGUUCCUACGUUUAACAGCAAUAAUCUUACCAUAUCUAUACCAGAAAACCUGGGCAUAGGAAUGCCCCUACCUGGACUCGCAAUUUUUAUUAAUGAUUUAGAUACGGGCAGUAACAGCCACUAUGAUUUAAAAUUGCGAAAUAUUCGCAAUUCUCUUAAUGUAUUCAGUGUAAGUCCUUUCGAAGGUCAAGGGAGAACACCCAUCGUUGUAAAGGUGCUGAACUCAAGUCGUUUAGAUUAUGACGUUGCCGAUUCAAUGGACAGAAUAUUCUUGUUUGAUAUUAUUGCUUCGGUGAGAGGCGAAGAGAAAUCCAAAGUUCGAGUUAACGUUGAACUUACUGAUCUCAAUGACAAUUCUCCAGUAUUUGAAUCCAGUAGUUAUCGAUUUUCCGUAUCCGAAAAUCUUCCCCCUAAUUCCCGGAUUGGUUCAAUUACAGCCACGGAAAAGGAUUCUGGUAAAUUUGGUGAUAUAACUUAUUGUCUUAAAGGCUUCGGUGCCGAUCACUUUUACACAGAUCCCAAAUUGGGAGGGUUUUUCGUCAAAAAGACUUUGGACUACGAAACACAAAGUAGUUAUAGUUUCUCCAUUGUAGCAGCAGACGGAGGUGGCCGUGAAAUGAAUGCCCAAAUUUACGUAGAAAUUGACGAUAUAAACGACAACUAUCCGCAAUUUGAAAAAUCAGAAUAUGUUCGUACUAUAAGGGAGAAUACCGCCAUUUUUGAACCACAAUUUAUUAUAAGAGCCAUUGAUGUAGAUGGUCCUGCUCAAGGUGGUGGUAAAAUUCGAUAUGGCAUAAUAUCAGAAAAUAGCAUAUCUGGCAAUGUGUUUCACAUUGAUGAAGUAUCUGGAGAAAUUUCAUUGCAAAAAAUAGCACGUUCCAAGGAUACGGAGAGAGGAGAAUAUGAGUUGGAGGUGGCAGCUACCGAUUUUGGAAUACCGCCGUUAACUAAUAUUACCAAAGUUUCAAUACGUGUGGGUAUUUCGGGUAACCAACGACCAGUGUUCAAAGGUCAUUUUCAGAAUGUUGAAAACGUACCAAUUUUGGGCCCGCCUAGUUAUCGAGUAUCGAUACCAGAAAACGCUCCCGCAGGUCAUAAUGUAACUGUAGUCAGAGCUCAUGACCCAGAUGGUUUGGAUAGUUUACUCCGUUAUCGUAUUGUGGGAGCUAAUGAUAACUUUGAAAUCGAUGAAGCUAUCGGCUUAAUAAGGGUCUCCCCACAGGCUCGCAUCGAUCGUGAAUCAAAUAUGGGCAGUUUUGAAAUCAUUGUUAACGCUGUGGACUCUGGUUUACCGAUAGCUGAAACAGCUACCUCCACUGUUUAUGUAAAUAUCAAAGAUAUCAACGAUGAAAAACCAAAAUUUGAACAUCCUAGUUACGUGGCGUACAUUUCGGAACGUACUGAAUUUGGGGAAACUGUGAUUAAAGUAAAGGCCAUUGAUAGCGAUUUAAAUUCCAAACUGUGUUACUCUAUUAAAGAUGAUAAUAUCAAGGCAAUUACCAAAACAGGGAUUGGUUUGAUCAAUCGCACAAGUUAUCGCGUUGAAGACGCCUUUCGAAUAAACAACCAGAGUGGUAUUAUCUCGGUUAAUGGAAAAUUACGUCAUGACUUAGCAGCAGUUAUCGUGUUGCCUAUUGAAGUAAGAGACUUAAACGCUGAAAUAAAUCUUGACUCCCAAAUUGAUACUACUGAGGUUACAAUUUAUGUGCAAUCGUUCAAGGAUACAAAUCCUGUGUUCACCAAUAAGGGCUGGGUUAGUUCGAAGGCUGUAAUAAAUAUACAUAUUAUGGAAGAAAUGCCCAUUGAAAGUACGCUCUUCGUAUUACAAGCUGAAGACCCUAUCACGAAGCUGCCUAUAAAAAGUUUCCAGUUGAUCGAACCACUUAAAUUGGAAUACUUUCAUAUUCACGAACGCAGUGGCGAAGUAAUUUUACGUAAACGUUUGGAUUAUGAAACCCUUAGAGAGGAUGAAGUUCAAUGUAUAUUCCAAAUCAAAGCCAAUUCGCCAGAUGGCCAGCGUAGCACUAUUAGUAAGGUAAAUAUAACGAUCGAGAAUGUCAAUGACAACGGCCCAAUAUUUGAAGAGCAAUCUUAUCGGGCAACGGUAGAGGAAAAUAAGAAGCAUCCUCUUAAGAUAAUACGUGUCCGAGCCACCGACAAGGAUGCCACUCUAACUGAACGUGACGAACGUUUCGGUUAUCAUAAGAUCAUAUAUUCACUACAUGGAGAACAUUCGGGCUUAUUUGAAAUUAAUUCUUCAACAGGUGAAAUUAUGAUAGGAUUAAAUCAACUCAUAGACCAUGAACGGACUCCUCGUAUAUAUUUGCAAGUAAAGGCUGAAGAUUCGCCUGGAAAACCAAUGGAUUCUAAACACAGUUUUGUCGACCUUGAAAUCGACGUAUUGGAUAUAAACGAUAAUGUUCCACAGUUUGACCAAAUCGAAUACACGGCAGUAAUACCUGAAAACGCGGACAUUGAAACAAGCGUUAUAAAAGUUUUUGCUACCGAUCUGGAUGAAGGUCCCAGUGGUGAGGUUUACUAUAAAAUUGCAGAAGAAGAUGAGGUAGCUGAUCUUUUCAAGAUUAAUAAAUAUACGGGCGAAAUAAAAACCAAAAGUGAACUAACGGGUAAGGGACGCGCUGAACCCUAUACCAUACGCAUUAUAGCCCAAGACAAUGGUGAACAAAUCUCAAAGCAAAUGGCUUUAAGCUCUGAAACUAGUGUUGCUAUUUACAUUGGAGAUGUUAGUGCCAAUGAUGGCAAACCGUAUUUCCUGAAGCCGAAAGAUGGGCAAGUGGCCGACGUUAAAGAAAAUGCUCCUAUUGGCACUGCAGUCUUUCAAGUUCAAGCUAGCGAUCCAGAUAAUCCAAAUACACCAUCGGGUACUUUGCAUUAUAAAAUAUUAGAUGAUACACUCGAUGCGGCCGCGUUUAAAAUCGAUGAAAACACUGGCCUAAUAAGCACAUCUCAAGUACUAGAUCGCGAAACUAAAGAUUUAUAUAACAUAAUCCUGGAAGUAUAUGAUGAUGGACAGCCGGGACAAUCGUUGACGAAAGUUCUACAAAUCAAUAUUUUGGAUGUGAACGACCAUCAGCCAGUCUUUUGCAGAGAACCAGACGAAGGACCUUUACAAUUUCUUGUUCUCGAAGAAGAACAUGGAGGAACAAUUGUUGGAAAUUUCGCAGCUAUUGAUAUAGACAUAGGAGAGAAUGCUUUAAUUGAUUACGUAAUAAUUGAGGGAAAUGAUGAGAAAGUUUUUUCUAUUGAGACGUCCGAAAAUAAUACCGCUACCUUAAAAACGACGAAACCGAUAGAUCGAGAGUUAGUUGAGAAUUUUCAAUUAACUGUUAAAUGUCUACAACGGGGUGAAGCGAUUGAUUCGUUAAUUGGCGAUACGUACGACCGAUACGAUCGCUCUCAUUUACGAAUUCACGUAAGAGUGAUUGACAUUGAUGACAAUUUACCGCAAUUCGAGCAUAAGUAUGCAUCGGUGGGCGUACGCAUCAAUGUACCCAUUGAUACAAUUAUUACAAAAAUUCGCGUCACCGAUUUGGACGCGGAAGCUGAGCCCUUAAUCUUAACUAUCGAAAAUCUUACUUUUGUUCCGCAAUUUUACAAAAGAACGAAAACAAUGCGAACCGCCGUAUGGCAAACUUUAUUCGUACUUGACAAUCGAACAGGUGAACUUAAAACCGCCGGUUCAUUCGCCGAUUAUGUGGACGGCUACUUUGAAAUGAAAAUACGUGCGAAUAAUUCACAAAAUGUUAAACGACACACGUUCAGCACUUUCAAUGUAUUCAUUAUACGUGAUAAAUCGCUCCUGAAAUUUGUAUUUGCUCGUCCACCGAAAGAAAUACGAAAUAUUGUGCGGCCUUUUCAAGAGAAGAUGAGGGAAAAACUCACGCCUUUUAACUUGAACCUACACAUUAUGGAUACGCAAGCGCUAACCAGAUCCGAUUACAGUUUAGACUUCACUGCAGCAAGUUCUUGUUUUCAAAUGUUCAGAAAUGGUUCCGCGAUGUCACUUAAUGAAAUGAAACGACUAAUGAACUCCGAACGUCUAAAGGAAGAGUUACUCGACGUUUAUGUAGAAUAUGGAAUAAGUGCAGUAGAACCAUGUUCGACCAGAAAAAUUCCAGCCAUCGCUGGUAUAAUAGGCUUUCCAGGCAUAUGGCUUGUGGGUAUUGCUGCUCUAAUAGGGAUGGCGGCUUUAAUAACGGUUUGCACAGCUUGUUUCUUAAAAAGGAAAUUUAAAGCGCAUUCAAAUCAUAGCUUGCAAACUUCCUACGCACCUACAGAAUCCUUUGGUGUGAGUGUACCUGCUGUUUAUCUACCAUAUUCUGAACCUAUGUACGGCCCCCUAUAGCAACCAGUUAUCUGGACUAGUGUUAAUUAAAUUAAGGUUACUUCUAAAUCUAAUUAUAUAAACUCUGUCUCUUCUUUCCUUACUGCCGGUAAAAGAAUGUAUUUUUUUUCUUUUUUUAAACU